UGCGUUUAAGGCGUGGCUUCUGCUGGGGCGCCUGAAGGAGACUUGGGGUCGGCUUAGCAGUUCCCCUUGGGCAGUUUGGGAGUCGCCGUUGUUGCAGCUUCUUUGCGCUCCAUGAGGAAGAUGCUGGCCGCUGUCUCCCGCGUGUUGUCUGGCGCUGCCCAGAAGCCGGCAAGCAGAGUGCUGGUGGCAUCCCGUAAUUUUGCAAAUGAUGCUACCUUCGAAAUUAAGAAAUGUGACCUUCACCGGCUGGAAGAGGGCCCUCCUGUCACGACAGUGCUCACCAGGGAGGAUGGGCUCAAGUAUUACAGGAUGAUGCAGACUGUGCGCCGAAUGGAGUUAAAGGCAGAUCAGCUGUAUAAGCAGAAGAUUAUUCGUGGUUUCUGUCACUUGUGUGAUGGUCAGGAAGCUUGCUGUGUGGGCCUGGAGGCCGGCAUAAAUCCCACGGACCACCUCAUCACAGCCUAUCGGGCUCACGGCUUUACCUUCACUCGGGGCCUUUCUGUCCGCGAGAUUCUCGCAGAGCUCACAGGGCGAAGAGGAGGUUGUGCGAAGGGGAAAGGAGGAUCGAUGCACAUGUAUGCCAAGAACUUCUACGGGGGCAAUGGCAUCGUCGGCGCUCAGGUGCCCCUGGGAGCCGGGAUUGCCCUGGCCUGUAAGUAUAACGGAAAAGAUGAGGUCUGUUUGACUUUGUAUGGUGAUGGCGCUGCUAAUCAGGGUCAGAUAUUCGAAGCUUACAAUAUGGCAGCUUUGUGGAAAUUACCUUGCAUUUUCAUCUGUGAGAAUAACCGCUACGGAAUGGGAACAUCGGUUGAGAGAGCCGCAGCCAGCACCGAUUACUACAAGAGAGGCGACUUUAUUCCUGGACUGAGGGUAGAUGGAAUGGAUAUCCUGUGUGUCCGAGAGGCAACAAGGUUUGCAGCUGCCUACUGUAGAUCCGGGAAGGGCCCCAUCCUGAUGGAGCUGCAGACUUACCGUUACCAUGGACACAGUAUGAGCGAUCCCGGAGUCAGUUACCGCACCCGAGAAGAGAUUCAAGAAGUGAGAAGUAAGAGUGACCCCAUCAUGCUUCUCAAGGAUAGGAUGGUGAACAGCAACCUUGCCAGUGUUGAAGAAUUAAAGGAAAUCGACGUGGAAGUGAGGAAGGAGAUUGAGGACGCUGCCCAGUUUGCCACGGCGGACCCGGAGCCACCGCUGGAGGAACUCGGCCACCACAUCUACAGCAGCAACCCUCCUUUUGAAGUUCGCGGUGCCAAUCAGUGGAUCAAGUUUAAGUCAGUCAGUUAACGAGAGACCAAGCAACCGCACAGAACCCCGUUCCCAGUGAGACUAAAGGGCAUGUAGGUGAAAGGAAAGGGAGAGUACUUGCAUGCAGUUUAUACAUUGAUGUGAAGAUAGGGCAGUAUAGAGAUUAACCUUUCCCUAAAUUUUAGCUUUGUACUUGGAACAGCACCUCCUUGUACGCUACCAUUUGAAGGGUAAGAGCUCCUUGCCUGCCCUGAGGGGCCGGUGCUGCGUUCCCCACGUGACCCAGCCUCUUCACCAUGACUCUCCCUAAGGAGAGUAUUACAGCUGGCAGGAAGACAAUUCUUUAUAAUUAUUUCAAAAGCCAAGUGAUGAAUUUUAUUAAUAGUUAUGGACGUAUUACCCUCGUUACUACAUAAAAUCCAGAGCAGCCCUUCUCCCAGCCUCUUGUGUCCUUGGCAACAAGUGCUGUAGUGUGGAGGGAGCCCUCUCCCACCCCUGGAGGCCAGUUUGUAUUUCUCUCUCUGAAAGCUGUCAAAACUAAGGUGCAUCGUUCUCCUAAUCUUAAAAACAGGUUUAUGCAACAACAUUUGAGGACAGUUUUUACACAGCCAGGGUUAAUUGAACAAGAGCAUUUAUGUGUAAACGGAACAAAAUUGUGGGGACAUUCACAGUCACUUUAACGACAACGAUGCAUGGAGGGGAUUUGCUCACUCUGUCGCCGUCAGCCUACUUGCUGGCCGCCGAGGACUGCUGGGGCUGUCUUCUGUACUGGGAGACGGCAUUCCAGAGCCUGCAGAGCAGCCCGCCCCUAGGAAGGCAAUGGGAGAGGCAGGCAGUGAGAGGCGGAAGUGUCUUCAAACAGUUUGUGGAAAAACAAUGUGGGUCGGGCUCAUGCAGAUGCCGGCUUAGAGGCUUGCAGUUCCUGCAGAUGCCGGCUUAGAGGCUUGCAGUUCCUGGCUGCCCAGCCCCAGCUGUUGUGGGCAUCUGACAAGCCAAUUACUGCCUUUCAAGGUUUUAAGUGCUAAAGGAAAAGUUGCAAGAGCUACACCUCAUUCAUACCAUGUAUUUUCCAUACAUGUGGCUUUCAAGUUUUUUGUAUUUUUUUUUUUUUAAGAUGGCAGAGCACGGCUCACUCUCCAAGUGCCUGCAGUAGCUGGGGCAGGGCUGGUCGGGGCAGGGGCAGGGGCCCAAGCACGUAAGUUGGCAUCUGCUGCGUCAUCAGGAAGCUGACUUGCACUCCCCUGUGGAUGUCCACAUCACCAAGAAGUAGCUUAACCUGCUGCGGGCCAGGGCUGGCCCUUAUACCAUUAAUUCCGUUUUCCACAAACUCUUUGACAAAUAUUCUCUGCAUGUUUGCAGGUGGCCCCCGGCGGCAGGAGGAAGUGGUGCAGAGGGAGAUAGCAUGCUGGCACCUCAGCAAGGGGGUGGGUGGCAGGAGGCUGAACUGUGUACCUUCCUGCUUCAGACUUUGCCCCUCAGGUUCAGCCACAGCUUGACAAGCCUGGCAAAAUGCCUGACUCGGGGGGGGGGGGGGGGGGAGGUGGAGAAGCUCGUCUUCGGACCAAGCUACAGCAAAGGGAAUUAAUGUAGACAGUUAUCAGCACGCUUUCUGCUACGCCCAGGUAUGUUCACACGGAGAAGGUAACGGGUUCUCGCACAGAGCGCUCUGAGGCUCUUACCGUAGGCGCAGAUAGCUGAGAUCCUCGUUGGUGACAUCCUGCGGCACGGCGGAAAGUGUGUAGCCCUCUUCCACAAUCUGAAACAGAGGCGUGGGCGGUAAGGCAGAGGUGCGCGGCGGCCCCGCAGCAGCAGGCGCUUGCGAGCCGAACGUACCUUGGCGAUGGCAUCUGCAUCCUGCAGGUGCAGCCAGCCCAGGAGCUCCUGAUCUGCUCUCUGCCCAGGGGAGGGCCCGGGGCGCUCGGUAUUACCUGUAAGGAUUCGGAAUGCGUUGCACAUGAAUGUCUCGUCACAAAACUCCCAAAGCAGCAAGCCAGAUGUAAUAAACUCUGCCAGACUGCA
Messenger RNA from Oryctolagus cuniculus (rabbit), 3264 nucleotides. RefSeq names its product pyruvate dehydrogenase E1 subunit alpha 1 (gene PDHA1). Gene Ontology annotation, molecular function: pyruvate dehydrogenase (acetyl-transferring) activity. Gene Ontology annotation, biological process: pyruvate decarboxylation to acetyl-CoA. The record is from RefSeq and is a predicted model, not a curated record. NCBI's taxonomy places the organism in Eukaryota, Metazoa, Chordata, Mammalia, Lagomorpha, Leporidae. Gene Ontology annotation, cellular component: intracellular membrane-bounded organelle.